Condylura cristata (star-nosed mole) is the source of this 1667-nucleotide messenger RNA. RefSeq names its product yippee-like 4 (Drosophila) (gene YPEL4). The transcript has 5 exons. Lineage: Eukaryota; Metazoa; Chordata; Mammalia; Eulipotyphla; Talpidae. The coding region runs from base 435 to 818 and encodes 127 amino acids. The record is from RefSeq and is a predicted model, not a curated record.
CUCACUGUGUUAUGAUGCAGUUCCACAACACACAGCUACAUUCACCCACAGACCGAGGUACAGACGAGAGACAACCUCUGGCCCCCCAGCAGCUGGCCAGCUUUGCAGCCCAGUCUUGAGCCCCUAACUCCCCUCCCCUGGCCCCAUCCCCUUCCCAAUUGAAGGAGCGGAGAGAAGAGCGAAGAGUGAGCAGAGAGAUUGAGAUUGAGAGAGAGAGAGAUAGACGGAGAUCUCUGGAGCAGACCUCAAGGUGACUUCCAUUUCUAUCUGGUUCACGUCUGGGGGGGCCCUGGCCGGGCAGCCCCCCCACAUUUCUCCUGCCCUAAAACACGGCUCUAGCCAACCUGCUCCGCUGCUUCACCUGCGACCGUCUCUGUGGGGGCUGCACGGCGCCAGCCCCUCCGGCCCACCAGGGCAUCGUCCUCCAGCCCGUCAUGCCCAGCUGUGACCCCGGCCCCGGCCCCGCCUGCCUCCCCACCAAGACAUUCCGCAGCUACCUGCCCCGCUGCCACCGCACCUACAGCUGUGUCCACUGCCGGGCACACCUGGCCAAACACGAUGAGCUUAUCUCCAAGUCCUUCCAAGGGAGCCAUGGCCGAGCCUACCUGUUUAACUCCGUGGUCAACGUGGGCUGUGGGCCGGCCGAACAGCGCCUUCUACUCACAGGGCUCCACUCUGUAGCUGACAUUUUCUGCGAGAGCUGCAAAACUACGCUGGGCUGGAAAUAUGAACAAGCCUUUGAGACGAGCCAGAAGUACAAGGAAGGGAAGUACAUCAUUGAAAUGUCACACAUGGUGAAGGACAACGGCUGGGACUGAGGGGUCAGGCAGGCUGCGCCCUCCCUCCGCAUGCCCCACCCCCCCCACACCUGUGUCCUGGCCCUGCCAAGCUGCCCGUACCAGCAUGAGUUCUGGCCCACCCCUGGGGGAACCCUGCUCCAAUGACCCCUCCCCUGCCUCCACCUCAUCACUCUCAGACCCCUUUGGCACAGGGGUCUGGGCUCCCCAGGGGUACCCAAGGCUCCGGAGUGGACACCAGUCAGGGAGGCAGAACUGGGGAAAAGGGAUGGAGGUGGGUCCUUGCAGCCCCCAAGUCCUGGGAAACUGAGGCGAGAGCAGAGCCUGACUCAGACAGAGAGGCUGUGGGAGGAACCGGCCCCACCUCUCGCUGAGUGAAGGAGGACAAGCCUUGAGUCAUGGGCCGGUAGAUGGCAGGCCACAUGUGGAUCAGCAGAUGAGAAGCAGCUUGGGUCGGAGCGAAAUCUUGGCCUCCGAACCCGGGCAAUGCCAGCCUCUGAGGGUGACGUUCCCCACGCCCCUCGGUAGGAGAAGGGACCCCGGGGGUGGAAGGAAUAGGCUCAAAUCCCAGGUCCUGGGAAAGAAUAAAAGCAUCACAGGGGUUUCCAUUUCACUCCACUUGUUAGUUUGUCUUGGCACUGAAGAGGCACUUUCGAGGAUCAACCUCUGCCACUGGGUGGGGUGGGGAGAGCUGCCCUGGGUCCAGCGGGCGGUCUCCCAGGCUCAGCCCCGCGCCCUGGGGCCCUGUCCCUGGGAGGAAGUGCGGAAUCAGCACUACGGGGCCAGACUUCCUCGUGGCUGCCACCAGCGAACGAAACUUUUGUAUGAUACAUAAAGUGUUUGGGUCUAUUUUUAAUAAAAAGGGGGAAA